Galeopterus variegatus (Sunda flying lemur) is the source of this 3288-nucleotide messenger RNA. It is a transcript of the gene ZSCAN20, whose product is annotated as zinc finger and SCAN domain containing 20. NCBI's taxonomy places the organism in Eukaryota, Metazoa, Chordata, Mammalia, Dermoptera, Cynocephalidae. The coding region runs from base 1 to 2748 and encodes 915 amino acids. The record is from RefSeq and is a predicted model, not a curated record. The transcript has 7 exons.
AUGUAUAAAGCUGCUGCUGUAAAGGAACUGGAAUUGUGUGCAGAAGAGACCAGGUCCUUAAAAGCAGUGCAAGAAUCUCAGAGUUUCCAGCUGCAGCCAAUGGAUCACUGGCCUGAGGGACAGUCCCAGAAGCAGUGGGUGAAGAAUACAUGCCCUGACCUUUCCAAUUACCUAAAUGCCAAGAUGGCACCACAGCCCUUGAAAGAGAGUGCUGUUCUUACUCCUCGAGUCCCUACUCUCCCAAAGAUGGGGAGCGUUGGAGAUUGGGAGUUAACAGCUGAGUCCCAGGAAGCCUUGGGCCCUGGCAAGCAUGCUGAGAAGGAGUUCUGCAAGGACCCCCCAGGAGACAACUGUGGGAACAGCGUGUGUCUGGGAGUUCCAAUUGCAAAACCAACUAUUACCUCCCAGCGAGAGCAAGGACCAGAAUUCUGGGAUCUAAACCUUAUAAAUUCUGAGAAAAGGAACACUGCAGAUUAUAGCCUGGAUAAUGAGCAAACAAAACCAGCUCAGGCAUUGGCUUGGAGGGAUUCAAGGGCCUGGGAAGAACAGUACCAAUGGGAUGUGGAGGACAUGAAGGUGUCAGGUGUUCACUGGGGCUAUGAGGAGACUAAGACUUUCCUGGCAAUUUUGAGUGAGUCUCCUUUCUCUGAAAAACUCCGGACUUGUCACCAGAAUCGCCAGGUAUACCGAGCCAUUGCAGAGCGGCUAAGGGCACGGGGCUUCCUGCGGACACUGGAGCAGUGUCGGUAUAGGGUCAAAAACCUCCUACGUAAUUACCGGAAAGCCAAGAGUAGCCACCCACCAGGGACCUGCCCCUUCUACGAGGAGCUGGAAGCCCUGGUGAGGGCUCGGACAGCCAUCAGAGCCACAGAUGGCUCAGGAGGUGCUGUGGCUCUCCCCAGGCUGGGGGAUAGUGAUGCAGAGAUGGAUGAACAGGAAGAAAGUGGCUGGGAGCAUGAGGAAACAGCAGAAGACUGUAACAGUGCUGGCCUGGCCCCUGAUGAGUCCGCCCAGGGGCCUAGGAUUGCAGGGGGGCCAGCUCUACUCCACAGUCGUAUUGCAGGUGUGCACUGGGGCUACGAGGAGACCAAGGCUUUCCUGGCAAUUCUCAGUGAGUCCCCAUUCUCUGAAAAGCUUCGCACCUGUCACCAGAACAGUCAGGUGUACCGGGCCAUUGCAGAGCGGCUGUGUGCACUGGGCUUCCUGCGGACCCUGGAGCAGUGUCGGUACAGAUUCAAGAACCUCCUUCGAAGCUACCGGAAAGCCAAGAGCAGCCACCCACCAGGGACGUGCCCCUUCUAUGAGGAGCUGGACUCGCUGAUGAGGGCUCGGACUGCAGUCAGGGCCCUGGGGACUGUCAGGGAGACCACAGGUCUUCUUAGGUCUGGGCAGAGCAGUACUGAGGCUGAUGACCAGGAGGCCUGGGGUGAGAUGGCCGAUGAAGAUGCCAUCAGACCUCCAACCCCACAUCCUAAAUCCCCAGACAUGGGUUUUGAGAUGAGGAAUGAAGAUGAAGAUCAGAUGUCAGAGCAGGACAUUUUUGAAAAUUUGCCUGGAACCUUAUCAAAGUGUACUACAGAGGCUGUUUGCCAACCUCAUGAUUGGGGGGAAGACAGUGAAAAUGAAAACGAAAGUGAAGGACAGUGGGGAAAUCUGCCACAGGAACAAUGGGAAGAAUGUUCUUCUGAAGAGGACUUAGAAAAACUUAUUGACCAUCAAGGCCUGUACCUUGCAGAGAAACACUACACGUGUGACUCAUGCAUGAGAAGCUUCAGUCGGAGCUCCCACUUCAUCGCCCACCAGCGGAUCCACACAGGUGAGAAGCCCUACAAAUGCCUUGAAUGUGGAAAAAGCUUUAGUGACCGCUCCAACCUCAAUACCCAUCAGAGAAUCCACACUGGAGAGAAGCCCUACCAAUGCCUUGAAUGUGGGAAAAGCUUUAGUGACCAUUCCAAUCUUGUUACCCACCAGAGAAUCCACACAGGGGAAAAGCCCUAUAAAUGUGGUGAAUGUUGGAAAAGCUUCAACCAGAGCUCAAACCUUCUGAAACAUCAGAGAAUCCACUUGGGAGGAAAUCCUGACCAAUACAGUGAGCCUGGAGAAAACUUUGGUCAAAACUCAUCUUUUAGUGCUCAUUGGAGGAAUUCUACAGAGGAGACAUCUACUGAACAACCUGAAAGUAUCAAUAAGAACUUGAAUUCUCCUGGAUUGCACAGUGCCAAUUCAGGGGAGAAACUUUAUCAGUGUUCUGAAUGUGGAAGAAGCUUCUCUAAGAGCUCUGCCCUCAUUAGUCACCAAAGAAUCCAUACUGGAGAGAGACCAUAUGAAUGUGCGGAAUGUGGGAAAAGCUUCAGUAAGAGCUCCACCCUGGCCAACCACCAGCGAACCCACACUGGGGAGAAGCCAUAUAAGUGUGCAGACUGUGGGAAGUGCUUCAGUGAGCGCUCCAAGCUCAUCACACACCAGAGAGUGCACACAGGAGAGAAGCCCUACAAAUGCCUUGAGUGUGGAAAAUUCUUCCGUGACCGUUCUAACCUCAUUACUCACCAGAGGAUUCACACGGGAGAAAAGCCGUAUAAGUGCAGAGAGUGUGGGAAAUGCUUUAACCAGAGCUCCAGUCUUAUUAUUCACCAGAGAAUCCACACUGGGGAGAAACCCUACAAGUGUGCAGAGUGUGGCAAAGACUUCAACAACAGCUCCCACUUCAGUGCCCACCGGAGAACCCACACAGGAGGGAAAGCAUCGUAGGAGACACCUCCCCUCACAACAAAGGAGAGGUGUAUAUUUGCAUUUUUCAAGAUCAUAAGACAUAUGCUAGAAAGAAACUUUCCAAUUUUUAAGCUUGGUGUAUACCCAGGGAAGUUAUUUUGGUAUAAUCCAUAUGACUUGGAAGUGAAUUACAAAUAUUAAGGAUCCAGAUUUGAAGGCACUUUUCUCUCAAGUGUAGUUUUUCUCCUGUAAAAAAUCCACACGCAAUCCUCAGGCUGUCCUUGUAUUUACUAUCAUGUGGGAACUUUAUCAGUAUUUGAGCCAAAUUGGUAAUUUAGGGGAUUAGAUUUAAAUCAGUAGCCCUGAGCAGUGAUUCCAAACUCUUGCUGUGCCUUCACACCAUCUGCAUGUAUACACACCCCAUCAGAAGUGGUUUCCAUACAUUUUCAUAUCCUCAUGGGAGAACUUUGAGACUUGGUGGUGAGAGAGGAGCUGGCCUGGAGCAUACCACUGCAAGCUCAGCAAAGAGUAGGAACAGCAGACAUCAUUAAAAAAAAUCAUUAUUAACAAUAGCAAAAA